This is a messenger RNA of Cyprinus carpio (common carp), 1992 nucleotides long. Its product is annotated as RAB18B, member RAS oncogene family. Bases 115 to 720 code for a protein of 201 amino acids. The record is from RefSeq and is a predicted model, not a curated record. Lineage: Eukaryota; Metazoa; Chordata; Actinopteri; Cypriniformes; Cyprinidae. Gene Ontology annotation, molecular function: GTPase activity; GTP binding. The transcript is spliced from 7 exons.
UUGGAUUUACGCAACAUCUAACAUGAUACUCGUGACGUCACGCUCCAGUCGGAAGUUCCAGCGCAGCAGCAGUGAACACCGAGUUCAACCAGCUUUAGGGUAAACAGCCAAACCAUGGACGACGACGUGUUAACGACUUUAAAGAUUUUAAUUAUCGGUGAGAGUGGUGUAGGUAAAUCAAGUUUGCUCCUACGCUUCACAGAUGACACAUUCGACCCAGAAUUAGCUGCGACCAUUGGCGUGGAUUUUAAAGUGAAAACUAUUGCAAUAGAUGGCAACAGAGCAAAGCUGGCCAUAUGGGACACGGCUGGUCAGGAGAGGUUCAGAACUCUAACGCCAAGCUACUACAGAGGAGCCCAGGGUGUCAUUCUGGUAUUUUCUCUUCCGUUCACAAAGCUUGAGAACUGGCUUAAUGAGCUGGAGACGUACUGUACACGCAAUGACCUGGUAAAAAUGCUAGUUGGGAACAAAAUUGACAAGGACAACCGUGAAGUAGACCGGAACGAAGGCUUGAAGUUUGCACGAAAACACUCUAUGCUUUUUAUUGAGGCUAGCGCAAAGACGCGGGACGGAGUUCAGUGUGCCUUUGAAGAACUGGUUGAAAAGAUCCUGCAGACGCCGGGGCUCUGGGAGAGCAGCAUCCAAAACCACGGUGUCCAGCUGUCUGAUCAUAAACAGCAGCAUCAGGGUGCCUGUGGGGGUUACUGCUCUCUGGUUUAACAUCCUCACCUCGAACCAAGAACCACAAACUGAGAUGGAAAGCACCGUUUUCUUUCUUCUGAAUGAGAGCUUCCUCUGAGGGGGAAUGGUCUGUUCCCUUAGAGCUGGUCAAAGGGACCUUUGCUGUUUGCACACUCUUUGUCACUCUAUGUUGUUUUAUUCUGUCCCAGUAUUCUGCCAUGUUACUCUCGAUUAUUGUCUCUCAGUGCUAUAUUUCCUGUGUAAACAGUUCUUAUGAAAAAUAAGUCCUUUUGAAGAUUACAACUUGAGCAUGUUGAAAUAUGCCAGAUAUAAUGCUCUCCCCCACCCACAGCAGGGUGGCAGAGUUGACACGCUUCCCCCUGAAUGGGAGUGCUGCCUUUGACCUGAUGUGUGUAGACCAAUAGGAUUCUAGGAGGGGAGGGACCUAGAAACUGAUCAGUGUAAAGAACUCAUUCAACUUGAUGUUAUCAAAUGUCCUUUGUACCCGUAUUACAUUUCAUCUGCUUAACAUAUUCUCUGCUGCUCUCAUUUUAAUCUCCAGCUUUUUAUUUAAAUUUAGUUUUCUUAUGUUAUUUUUAUAAUAUUUGGCCUUAGAGAUAUUGCUUCGCAUGAUACUACCUUCUUGAAGAGUUUAAAAUAUUUUGUAAAUAAUACGUCUUCAGUAGCUGUUCUGAAUCAUAAUUCACACAGUAAUCUAUGAAAUUGUGUUUAGCUCCAGCUCUCAUGAGUUGAGAUACAUUAAGCAUGUUUAAAUAAUGUAAUCUAUGAUGACUUUUGUCUGAAUAACACACGAGAUGAUCCAUUUUACUCCACUGUGUUUUAAUCUUUGACUUAAUUUUUGUUUUCUAGUUAAAUGUGAAUGGAUACCAAAAAUAACUUCUGUAUUCAAGUUCAUUCAUCACAAAGCCGUCUUCUGACUUGAUAUUGAUUCUCUUCACAUAUAUAGUGAUUUGAAAUGGAAGAUUUGGUCAUGCCUUAAUACUUAUUAGAUCUGCAUGUGUAACACGAUCUGCACUACAGGCUUUCACUGUGAAUGUAGAGAGAGUGUGUUAUUGUAGCCAGUCAAAAUGGCCAGUGGUACAUGGGUAAAGUGGUAAUUUCAUUUAAUUAUAAACAUAUCUUGGUCAUAAGGUAUGAGUGAUAAUAUGUUUGACCUAUUCCUGUGUGCUUGUUCUGCUGCUGAGAGAUUUAUUCAGUCAUUGGAAGAAUGGCUUAUGACUUCCUGUAGCCGCAAAACCAUACACUAACCACCACCCUAAUAAGGAUUUCUUAUUAAAUUCACAUACAGCA